AUGAACCCUCAAAUGUCGUCCCUGAUGGACUUGGUGUCCCAGAAUCAGCCUCACUUUCAGACCCACCAAGCGUUACUUGUCAUUGGCAUGCAAAACGACUUCAUUCAGCCUGAUGGACGGUUGCCAGUCAGCAACAAGAACGGCUACCUGGACCGCAUCCAGACGCUUAUCCCAAAGUUCCGCGAGCUCAAUGGGAACGUCAUCUGGGUCCAGACUUUGUACGAAGGAGACAGGAUCGCCAAUGACCCCAACACCGGCGAGGGAGAUGCGCUCGUGGUGGGUGGCCUAAUUGAUGGAGACGAGAGCAGCACAGAAGGAGCCGAGGAAGACGUUCUCAAAGAGCUGCCAUCAGAAAAGGUGAAGCCUUCAAAACACAAACAACGCGCUCUCGAUCUACUUAAACGCGUCUCAGCACGCCGCAAGACCUUGCCACGAGAAGUGGCACGGGCCACCGCUGAGCAGGAUGAGGAGCUAUUCCUCCUCAAGAGCGAGACCAAGACCCCAGCCUGUGUGCCAGAUACCCAUGGCGCGCAGUUUGCAGAUAUGAUUGCGAUGCAAUUUGAGCUGCCUGCAGAUAUGGUCAUCAAGACAUCGAACUACUCGGCGUUUCAGGGCACAUCGCUACUGAUGACGCUGAGAGCGAAGCUUGUCACCGAACUCUACAUCUGCGGGUGUAUUACAAAUGUGUCUGUACUCGCAACUGUCAUUGAUGCAGCAAGGCAUGGAGUCAAGAUCAACGUCAUCGAGGACUGUCUUGGCUAUCGUAAGUCAUCACGACAUGAGCUGGCCUUGAAGCGCAUGGACGAGUUUUUCGAUGCGUAUCUCGUUAACAGCACGGAGAUUCUCACGAAAGAGCUUCCUGUUGUUACGGACAAGAAGCCGUCACCGCCCAGUGCCUCAAGGAAAGAGUCCAAUGAUAACGAGAAGCACAUCCAGGCGGCACUAGAGAGGAUGUCUUUAAAGGAUACUGAAGGGCGGCCGUCAUCACGUCCACAAAGUAUCAGAUCACCCACAAAGAUCCUGUCAGGAGGGCAACGCAAGCUAUCGCUCGUCUCUAUUGCCGAAUCCAGAAAAGCACUAAACAGCCCGCCUGCCACUGCAGAGACUGCCGAGCCAACAGACAGGGAGUUCACGGACAACUUGGUUCGUGGUGCAGUUAUCACAGGUGCUGAAAACGGCCAGAAAGAAGAAACAAAACUCGUGACCAAAAAGAUCCGCAUGCGAUCAAAGGGUACCAAGAAGAAGAAAAAGAAGAAGACAGACGACGAUGGUCCGCAAGAGGCUGUCGAGGGUGCACAGGUGAAUGGCGAGGCUAGUGCUGCUGCGAACCAUGGUACAGCGGAAGCGGCUCCGCCAGUCGCAAUCACACCACCAGUUCCUGAAGCCGUCAAGGAACCACUACGGUCUGAACCUGAGCCCAGACGUGGGUCGUUACUAUCGAGAGCAGAGAGUGUACUCAAUCUACGUGAGAAGAUGACGAAGCCACAGCCACUCAAGAGCGUCGCGUCACAACCAGCACUGUCGGGCAGGACGGAGACGAAAGAGAAGGAGAAGGAUCGCGACAGUUGGUCAGAUCGUAUGCGUCAGUCACUUUCGAGGACGCACAAGCCCGACUCUACAUCCGAGGCAAAGAACAGGUCAUCUUACUCCACAAAGGGAGAAUCACGACGUACGUCUGUAGCUGCAACAAUCGCAGAAGUACCUCCGACGCCCUCAAAGAUUGUAGAGUCGACACCGAAAGGAACGGCUGAAGCAGAAGCGCAGGGGACAAGUGAACCGCCAACUCCGAAUAAGGCAAUUCCCGCUUCUGUCACGCCAACCACGAUGGCCGCCCCGAAAGGCAAGACGCCUAAGCUCCAGUCUCUCGCAAAUCUGCCCAUGCUCGGUCCAGGCGAUAAGAUCGGCGAAGGCGAUUCCUCCAUCACGCACGACUUCUUCCCAGCCGAUCUCAAACAUCCUUCAGAUCCCACCAGACCACUCUGCGACGUCAUCUUCACCCAGCUCUACAACGAGGUUUGUUGGCAGACUAUGCAUCAUCAGACAGGUGCAGUUCCACGUCUCGUAUGCGCUCAAGGCCUCUUUCGGUCUGACGGGUCAAUGCCGGUAUACCGUCAUCCGUCAGACCAGUCUCUACCUUUGCUACACUUCAGUCCGAAAGUUGAUGUCAUUAGGAAGAGGGCAGAAAAGGCUGUUGGACACCCACUCAACCACGUCCUGAUUCAAAUGUACCGCGAUGGAACCGACUACAUCUCCGAGCACUCCGACAAGACUCUUGACAUCGUGCGCGAAUCAUCUAUCGUCAAUGUAUCGUUCGGUGCGCAACGGACAAUGCGACUGAGGAUGAAGAGGCCCUCAAAGACUGCCAACGGUGAAGUGGGAGAAGAAAGCAAGGAAGACACUGAACGAAUAACCCAACGCGUCCCUCUUCCCCAUAACUCCCUGUUUACUCUAGGCCCUGCCACAAACGCCCAAUUCCUCCACUCCAUCCAGCCUGACAAGCGCAUACCCGCCGAGCGCAGUCCCACCGAACUCGCGUACAACGGCAUCCGCAUCUCCCUCACCUUCCGCCACAUCGGCACCUUCCUCGACGCGCGCUCCCACACAAUCUGGGGCCAAGGCGCAACCGCCAAAGAACAGCAAUCCUCCGCCCUCAUCCACGCCUUCGGCACCGAAAACCAAAGCACAUCUUUCGACUGGCCUACCGUCUACGGCCCCGGCUUCGACGUCCUCCACCUGCAGGCCGCUCCGCCCGACCUCCCCAUCCUCUUCGCCUCCAACAACGCCAUCGAAACCGCACAAGCCCGGCUCUUCCUCUGGGAAGCCAAGAUCGCAUACACGCUCAUCGACGCGCCCACGCUAGACCCAGAAUUCGAGCGCGAUCGCCAAGUCGUGUACAGAGACUUGGACGCCAUGCACACCGAAAUGCGCAUGAGCAGCUGCAUCCUCAUGUACCUGGAUAAAUACCAGCCGUUCGACACCUCCGAGGCGAGUCGCUUGAUUACCGCCAACGCGUACCCCAUCAUGCUGCUCGCUGCGGGCUUGCUCAAGGCGUGGAAUAAUCGCCGCGCGCCUGGGUAUCUUGCGGAGUUUGAAAAUCUGCUGGCGCAGCUGGAGGACGAGGUCAUGCGCUGUGGCGGGCCGUAUAUCGCGGGCAGCAGGUUUAGCGCGGCGGAUUGUCAGGUUUGGCCCGUGUUGGAGGAGAUAGUGGGAGCUUGGGAUGGAUGGAGUGAGGAGGGGUGGCCGGGGCUGGCGGAGUGGUGGCGCAUGACGGGGAGGAAGAAGGGGUGUGUGAAGAAGUUGAGGGAGAGUAUGGUGGAGAGGGUGAAGGUUGAGGGGAAGGAUGGUAAGGAGGGAAAAGGAGAUGAGUGA
This is a messenger RNA of Parastagonospora nodorum SN15, 3369 nucleotides long. RefSeq lists its product as hypothetical. The record is from RefSeq and is a predicted model, not a curated record. Gene Ontology annotation, molecular function: dioxygenase activity. The transcript has 2 exons. Bases 1 to 3369 code for a protein of 1122 amino acids. Gene Ontology annotation, biological process: DNA alkylation repair; DNA repair. Gene Ontology annotation, cellular component: nucleus. NCBI's taxonomy places the organism in Eukaryota, Fungi, Ascomycota, Dothideomycetes, Pleosporales, Phaeosphaeriaceae.